CUUCCACCAACCACAGCAAAACCCACCGUAUAAUAACAAGCGCCGGGAUGCUGAGAGGUCCCAUCAGACACAUGUAGCUCUUGAUCGCCAAGCCUUCAUUUCCUUUGGCAUAGAAAUCCUUCUCUCCUUCUUUCUCUCUCUCUCUCUCUCCUCCACCCUCCCACUUGUGCUGGAAAUAAUAUCUUGGCAAGCGGCAUAGAGUGGUUUUAUGAUUGUGGUAUAUUUCUGAGCAUUUCGCUGAUUUGGAGGAAGUCUUGUCAUUAAUGGGUAAUUGCUGGUUCAGGGGGAGUCCAUCCAGCUACAGAGUAUCUUCCAAUGCAAAGUCAGAAUGUCAAAAGGUCGAGAAUCCUUUGGUGAAAGAAGAGGAAAAGGAAGGCAGCAAGUUACCAUCAAACCCAGAGGAAGUCGAGGAUUUGCGAGGGACUACUGCAACAAACCUACUUAUAGCAUUCACUUUUGAUGAACUUAAGGCUAUCACAGGAAAUUUCAGGCAGGACUAUGUUCUAGGUGGAGGCGGCUUUGGUAGUGUUUUCAAGGGAUUUGUCACUCAAGAUCUAAAGGAGGGGCUUCAACCUCUUCAAGUAGCUGUGAAAGUCCAUGAUGGUGAUAACAGUUUCCAGGGUCACAGGGAAUGGCUGACUGAGGUUAUUUUUCUUGGGCAACUUUCUCACCCGAACUUGGUAAAAUUGGUUGGUUACUGCUGCGAAGAUGAGCAUCGAGUUCUGAUAUAUGAGUUUAUGGCUCGGGGAAGUGUGGAAUCCAAUCUCUUCUCAAGAGUCUUGCUUCCCCUUCCUUGGUCUAUCAGAAUGAAAAUUGCAUUUGGCGCCGCUAAAGGGCUUGCUUUUCUUCAUGAAGCUGAAAAGCCAGUCAUAUUUCGUGAUUUUAAAACAUCCAACAUUUUGCUAGACCAGGACUACAAUGCAAAACUUUCUGACUUUGGGCUUGCAAAAGAUGGACCAGUUGGUGAUAAGUCUCAUGUCUCUACUCGGAUAAUGGGAACUUAUGGAUAUGCAGCACCAGAGUAUAUUAUGACAGGACAUCUGACUGCAAUGAGCGAUGUUUACAGCUUUGGAGUCGUCCUCCUCGAGUUCCUCACUGGAAGGAAAUCACUUGACAAGUCACGUCCAGUCCGAGAACAGACGCUUGCUGACUGGGCUGCCCCACUGCUCAGUCAAAAGAAGAAAGUUCUUAGCAUUAUAGACCCCAGAUUGGGAGGAGACUAUCCAGAGAAAGCUGUCCAGAAGACGGCGAUGCUGGCUUACCAUUGUCUCGACCGGAAUCCGAAGGCAAGGCCACUUAUGAGAGAUAUCGUCGAAUCCUUAGAACCUCUUCAGGAAGCUGUCGAGGUCCCAAUUUCCAGUAUCAGUUAAACUCAGCUUGUGAUUAAUUUGAGAAAAAAAGUUUUCAAUUCUUUCUUUAGAGAUAUGGAUUUUGCUAAAUAGCACAGCUCAGUGCAUAAGGUUCCUGUCAACGAGAGGCCUGGUGAGGGUUGAUGUAAACUACUAUGCUGUACAUAGACCAUUGAACUAUAAGUCUGUGAGUUGAAAUCACUUGUUGAACCAAAGAUUAGAUUGGUGUUGGGUAAUAGCAGAAUCCGAGAAUUCUCUUGCUGGUUUC
Molecule: messenger RNA, 1617 nt
Organism: Musa acuminata AAA Group (dessert banana)
Lineage: Eukaryota; Viridiplantae; Streptophyta; Magnoliopsida; Zingiberales; Musaceae
Product: probable serine/threonine-protein kinase PBL16
Exons: 6
Coding region: 264-1370 (368 amino acids)
Biological process (GO): protein phosphorylation
Molecular function (GO): ATP binding; protein kinase activity
Source: RefSeq, a predicted model, not a curated record